AUGUCAAGCUCCCACGUGGACCUCGGCAGAGGAAGCCUGAAAUUAAUGGGCAAGCGCUGCUCCUGUGUGUGGCCUCCUCCUUCUACACUAAGUACGAAUGAUGAUACCAAGAUUCCACACAAGCAGAAGAAAAAGCAAGCUCCCAGACGAAACGAGCGGACUCCCCGCUCAGCUCCUCGAAUAUCCGAUGAACAACGAGGCCUCGUUGGUAGUAGAAUCUUCGUAUCAAAUGCCAACGCCGCUAAGGACCCCGAGCUGCUAAGGGACCUCGACGUGACCGCCGUGAUCAGCGUGGGUGGUGGAACUGGAAGCAACAGCUCGGGGGUCCAAGAUUUUCUGCAUUUUGGAAUCAAGGACAGCAUAGCGACGUCGUAUUUGUCGGUGUUUGAAAAAUCAGCGGAAUUUGCUCGCCCCAUCAUUGCACAACGACGCAACAUUUUGAUUCAUUGCCAAGCGGGGAUGCAUCGAUCUCCUGCUGUAGCAGCAUCGUUGCUGAUACGGUUUGCUGAGCUCUCCGCGACCGAUGCCGUGGAUUGUAUUCGGACGGCCCGAACUGUCGCAGAAUUCUCAAGCCACAUUCGCGACGAGCUGUUCCUGUAUGAAGAAGUGGUUCUUAGAAUGCUAGCUUGCCAGCUGUAG
This is a messenger RNA of Seminavis robusta, 639 nucleotides long. NCBI's taxonomy places the organism in Eukaryota, Bacillariophyta, Bacillariophyceae, Naviculales, Naviculaceae. The record is from the annotation of a GenBank genome assembly.